Molecule: messenger RNA, 5071 nt
Organism: Scleropages formosus (Asian bonytongue)
Lineage: Eukaryota; Metazoa; Chordata; Actinopteri; Osteoglossiformes; Osteoglossidae
Gene: elp1
Product: elongator acetyltransferase complex subunit 1
Exons: 37
Coding region: 166-4137 (1323 amino acids)
Biological process (GO): tRNA wobble base 5-methoxycarbonylmethyl-2-thiouridinylation
Cellular component (GO): elongator holoenzyme complex; cytosol
Molecular function (GO): protein binding; tRNA binding
Source: RefSeq, a predicted model, not a curated record
ACGGCGUGCUGUUCCCGGAGCUGCAGAGCAAAGGAUGUGAGCGCAUUGAUAUACACAGAUUUACUUUACGUUUAAAUAAACACAAGAAGAAGUCUGUCUGUUUAAAACAACAUCCGACUGAGAGUCUCAGUCCUGCUUCCCACUCUCUCUCCCCCCCGAGUCGCCAUGCGGAAUCUGAAGCUCCUGCGGUGUCUCCGCUGUCCGGAGCUGCGGGGUCCCGGUGUCCCACAGUGUCUCACCGUGAGGACAGAUUCGGGCACCGUGCUGGUUGCGUCGGAGCGCGGCGUGGUGGAGCUGGACCCACGGAGCGCCCAGGUGGUGGCUGAGCUGUCCCUCACGGCCCAGGAGCUCCUCCCUGAGGAUGGCGGCGGCGGUGUGGUGGGCAUCCAGGAGCUGCCGGACCAGGAGGCGGUGUGCGUGGCCACAGCGGCCGGAGACGUGAUCCUGCUCAACCUCAGUACCAGCCAGGUGGAGUGUGUGGGUAGCGUGGACAGCGGACUCACCGCCAUGAGCUGGAGCCCCGACCAGGAGCUGGUGGCGCUCGCCACGGGUCAGGAGACGGUCAUCGUGAUGACCAAGGAUUUCGAACCCAUAACCGAGAUGGAGAUCCACCAGGACGACUUUGGGGAGGGAAAGUUCAUCACGGUGGGUUGGGGGAAGAAGGAGACCCAGUUCCAUGGCUCCGAGGGCAAGUGGGCUGCGCAGCGCAAACCCACAGAGGUCCAGCCGGCUGUCGCUUGGGACGACCGCCGUCCCCGGAUCUCUUGGAGGGGGGAUGGGCAGCUGUUCGCUGUGAGCACCGUAUGUCCCCAGACAGGAGCUCGGAAGGUGAGGGUCUGGAACAGGGAGUGUGUCCUGCAAUCGACCAGUGAAAUUAUCAACGGCUUGGAGCAGGCGCUGUGCUGGAAGCCGUCGGGGAGCCUGAUCGCAUGUUCACAACGACAGCCCAACAAGCACAGCGUUGUGUUCAUGGAGAAAAAUGGACUCCUGCACGGCGACUUUACGCUCCCCUUUGCUAAGGACCAGGUCAAGGUGAAGGAGCUGCUGUGGAACAGUGACUCCACGGUACUUGGUGUGUGGUUGGAGGACAUGGAACCUGGAGAGGACAGCCGUCUUAGCACAUACAUUCAGCUGUGGACGGUGGGGAACUACCACUGGUACCUGAAGCAGAGUCUGAACUUCGGCCGCAACCCCCAGCACGCCCCGGCCUGCCUAUCCUGGGACCCUGAGGUGCCAUACCGCCUACACCUGGUGACACGUGACUGGACCAGCCUCACCUAUGACUGGACCUGGAGCACAGACCGCAGCGCGAGUGGAGACAGUGCACAUGACAAUGCCUAUGUGGCAGUGAUUGACGGAGACAAAGUUCUGGUCACCCCAUUCCGCCGGUGUGUGAUCCCCCCACCCAUGUGUGCGUAUGACCUUCAACUACCUGCCCCUGUCACUCAGGUGACCUUUCACCCCGAGUCUUCGAGGUCCAAUGAGCUUGCAGUGCUUAUGGCCGAUGGACGACUUGCAGUUUUUGGGCGGGGAACUAAAGGCGAUGGUGAGCCUGGGACCACAGCCUCUGGGUUCAGAGUUAUUGUUCAGCCCCCAGAGCUAAAGAAAACCUACAGCCUGGCUCUGGACCACGAGGAGCCUCUGGCACUGCACCUGCUCCUCUGGCUCAGGGAGGACGUCUUCCUGGGGGUCGUCUGUGGGGAGCGACCUUCCGAGUCCCGACUGCUCAUACUGGUCCCCUCUGCUGCCUACAGCGAUAAAUGCAGCCUUGAGAUCAGGUGUUCUGUCCCAGUAGAAGGUCACGUGAUCAGCCAGUGUCACAGCCCCAGGACAGGCACGGUGGCCCUGCAGCUGGAGGAUGGCCACAUUUGGAAGUUUCUGUGGGACUCUCCAGAGCCGUCGAUGACAGAGUGGCGCGUUGGCCCCGAUCCGGUGGUCCGCUUCCCCGUGCCUUGCGUGCAGACUGCCCUGGCAACCAUCAGUGGGGAGGAGCAUUUGUUGGGUCUCACUGAUCGCUCUUGCUUGUUCGUGGGUGACACAGAGGUGGCCUCUAACGUGUCCUCCUUUGUGGUGUGCGAUACCUUCCUCCUACUCACCACACAUGCACAUACCUGCCGGUGUCUAGACCUGAGCUCCCUGUCGGUGAAAGGGCUUCAGACGACCCUGGGCUCAGAUGCAGAGCCGAAUGAUGAGACGCUGCGUCGGGUGGAGAGGGGUUCCCGUGUUGUGACUGUGGUUCCUCAGGAUGGCCGCUUGAUCCUCCAGAUGCCUCGAGGGAACUUGGAGACGAUACAUCACCGUGCACUAGUCCUCUCGCAGGUCCGAAAGUGGCUGGACAGCCUGAAGUUUAAGGAUGCCUUUGAGUGCAUGAGAAAGCUGCGGAUCAACCUGAACCUCAUCUAUGACCACAACCCCAAGGUGUUUCUGGAAAACGUGGACACUUUCCUGAAGCAGAUUGCUUCCGUCAAUCACAUCAACUUGUUCCUGACUGAGCUAAAGGAAGAGGACACCACCAAGACGAUGUACCCCUGUCAAUCAACCACCCUCGGUACUCCUAGUGCCGGGGGUUCCCAGUCAAAGGUGGACACUGUGUGUGAUGCUCUCAGGGUUGCCAUGGAGACCUCAGACCCAAAAAGGUACUGUCUGUCUAUUUUGACAUCACAUGUGAAGAAAAGCAAGCCAGAGCUGGAGGUUGCACUGCAGAAAGUCCACGAGCUUCGCGUGAAUCCCCCCACAGAGAAAAGCACGGUCAGUGCUGAGGAAGCCCUAAAGUAUCUGCUGUUCCUUGUCAACGUGAACGAGCUAUAUGAGCACUCGCUGGGCACGUACGACUUUGACCUUGUGCUCAUGGUGGCCGAGAAAUCUCAGAAGGACCCAAAAGAGUACCUCUCUUUUCUAAACACAUUGAAGAAGAUGGAGCCCAACUACCAGCGGUACACCAUUGACAGGCACCUGCGGAGAUACAGGAAGGCUCUGAACCAUCUCAGCAAGUGUGGUGAGGAGCACUUCACCGAAUGCCUGAACCUAGUGAAGGACCAGCGGCUCUACAGUGAAGCUCUGCAACUCUACCCACCGCACAGCCCCCAGUACAAGGCCCUGAGCUGUGCCUACGCUGAAUACCUGGUGGAGCAGCAGCAGGCAGAGCAGGCAGGACUGUUGCUAUGGCGAUGUGGGGAGAUGCCACGUGCCCUGCAGGCCUUCGUCAGCUGCUGCAGUUGGCGCCAUGCCCUAUGUGUAGCAGCCAAAAUCCCCCUGCCUCCCAACCAACUGGCCCUACUGGCCCGAGACCUGGCGGUAAAGCUGAUGGAGCUGAGAAGGUACACAGAGGCUUCCGUCCUGUUGGAGCAAUAUGCCAAGGACUGUGAAGAGGCCAUUUCUGCUCUGAUUGCUGGGGCAGCCUGGGAGGAGGCCCUUCGACUGAUCUACAUGUACGAGAGACAGGACAUCAUGGAGACGGACCUGAAGCCAGCACUGCUGGAAGCUCACAGCAAUCAAAUGUCCUUCUUGGAGGGUCAGAAGGCCACGUUCAUCCGCCACAAAAACCGUCUCUCUGUGGUGCGGGAGCUGAAAGAAAAAGCCCGACUUGAGCUGUUGGACGAGGAUGCCCCGGACUGUCCAGACUCGGAGCUCUUCUCCGAAGCCAGCAGCAUGAUAACGGCCAGUGCCACCGGCUCUAAGUACUCCCACAGCAACUCGCGCAUUUCUGCGAGGUCAUCGAAGAACCGUAGGAAGGCAGAGAGGAAGAAGUACAGCCUGAAAGAGGGAAGCCCCCUGGAAGAUGUGGCGCUGCUGCACGCCCUGACCGAGACUCUGUACACGGUGGACAAGCUGAGAGAGGAGGUUCACAGCCUGCUGAAGGCGCUGGUGCUCUUCGGCCUGGACUCGCAGGCUCAGAAGCUGCAGCAGGACUAUGGUGAAGUGCUGCUUCUCAUGGAGGCAUCCAUCCCAGAGGUGUGGCCUGAGGGCCAGCAGCAGAGCUCCGUCCCUGUCACAGGACCGAACUCGACUGCGAACAGCAUCAUGGCUUCCUAUCAGCAGCAGAAACCAUCGCCUCUGGUGCCACAGCAAGAUGCAGAGGUCUUCAACCCUCCGAAAAUGAGGAGUAACAUCAAAUGGAAGCUCACAAUUCUUAAGUAGCUCUUGUAUAUAAUGGCAAAAUCUGUCUAGAUGUUAAACACGUUAAAAAUAAAAGUACCUUUUUUUUUUGUAAUGUGGAGAUGCCGGCCUUGUUCUGCUGUUUAAAAGGGAAAGGGAUGAAGACUUCUCAGUCUGUACAGUUUCGUUUCAAGUUGCUCACUAGAGGUAAUGGACCUGAGAACAGUUUAAAGGGAAUUUACUCCGAAGGUGGCCUCAACUCAGACUGCUCUCACAUUGUCCACUGGGAGGUGCUGCUAUACUCCACUCCAACCCAAUGUCGCCGAUGGGGAAGCGAAGACUUCACAGCUGCAGGUUUGACCCGGUCAUAUAUGUGUCAGCAACAAUAUAAAGCAAAUUGAUGACGUCAAAAUGUCUCAAUUUCUCUGAGAUUUUCUGUGAAAAAGAAUUUACUUGGAUGAAAUAUUUUUAAGAAAUACAAAUACCACUUGUCCUUUAGCAGAUGGUACAGGUUCAAUAGACAAACACCCAGCAGUUGUAGUAGAAAUACAUUUAAUAUUAAGUUGAGUGAAAUCUAGAGGUCAUUCUUUCUGUCUGUCACUAUUUUCAGAAAGGUACUGCAUGGCCAUCAGGAGAUAGACAUUCACCUAUGUGGUUGAUGACCCCAAGUAGGAGUGCUUAACAGGAAAUUCAGAGUACUGGAAACGAGUAGUCCUCUGACAACAAAUAGACAGGUGUCAACGGUAACCAUUUGUUACUUAUAUAUUCCUUUAAAGAUAGUCAAAAGCUGUGUUAAAAUUGCCUAAAACUCAUCUGACUGUAGAGAACAGUGUGUGGGGUUUCUGCCACUCCAUUUCUUCAGUUACUUGGUGUUCUGUGCUUACAUCCAUCAAUAAUUGUCAAAAUGAAAUAAAAUUAGUAUUUUAUGUGUGUGUGUGGGUAUAUAAAUAGAAAGGACACUGGUGAAAAAGCGGAG